This is a messenger RNA of Papaver somniferum (opium poppy), 564 nucleotides long. Its product is annotated as protein starmaker-like. The coding region runs from base 1 to 564 and encodes 187 amino acids. The record is from RefSeq and is a predicted model, not a curated record. NCBI's taxonomy places the organism in Eukaryota, Viridiplantae, Streptophyta, Magnoliopsida, Ranunculales, Papaveraceae. The transcript has 2 exons.
AUGUCAACUUCCAGCGGCAACAAUUACGACUAUUAUUACUCCUCUUCCUCCUACAGCUCCUCUGAUGAGGAUUCCAAAGCUUCUGUAGCCAAAUCGAAAGCUAAGACAACUCAUGAUGAGGGAGAGAAGUCUAGCGUACCCUUGAAUGAUCGCAGGGUCACUUAUGUUGAACUUAUGAAGAGGAAGGCUGAAGAUGAUGAAGCCGAGAAUCGUCAGCGCAGAAGGGAUCGAAUCCGGCGCCGAGUACAAGCGGCUGAGGAGAGACGUAAAUUCCUUGAUGGGGUAACCUCUGACUCUGAUGCUGAUGUUUCUGAAGAGGAGACUGCAUGGGUAUUUACAGAUCGUAAGAUCAAGCCUGACCGAAACCAAAGAGAGUUUCGGAGGACCAUGAAGCAAAUUGAAGCCGAAGCUGAAGCAGAAGAAGACUCGGACUCAGAUGAUGAUCCUGAGGCUCGUCCAGACUUCAUCCCUGACACUGAUUUUGAUGACGAGGAAGAUAGCAAUGACAACUCUGAUAACUCGGAUGACGAGAAGGACAAGCUAGGGGUUUCUUCUAAACAAUAA